Prunus armeniaca (apricot) is the source of this 309-nucleotide messenger RNA. The record is from the annotation of a GenBank genome assembly. Lineage: Eukaryota; Viridiplantae; Streptophyta; Magnoliopsida; Rosales; Rosaceae.
AUGGUGGCGGUGAUAGCGGCCCCAAUAGCAAGAGCAAGGAUGAAGAUAGACCACGCUUCUUCGAUAUAUGGAUUUGUAUCCAUUGCUUUUAGGGGGCAAAUUAUAAAUAUUAAAACUGAGUUCUCUUCUCUUUUCUUCGAGAUUGCGUUUGGAGUCGCUGAGAAAAGGAAAACCUCUGAUCAGCCCCACACCCUUCCCCUUCAUCCCAGCCCUCUCUCUCUCCCCGUCUCUUUCCCUCUCUCUCCGCCGCCGUCUUGUGAAGGGAGUCACAAUAAGAAAUUUGUUCCGGGUCCAUGUAUCCUUUGCUAG